This is a messenger RNA of Aspergillus ochraceoroseus IBT 24754, 1413 nucleotides long. RefSeq lists its product as uncharacterized. Bases 1 to 1413 code for a protein of 470 amino acids. Lineage: Eukaryota; Fungi; Ascomycota; Eurotiomycetes; Eurotiales; Aspergillaceae. The record is from RefSeq and is a predicted model, not a curated record. The transcript is spliced from 2 exons.
AUGCAGCGGGCAAUUGAACAAGCAGGAUCCAUAUUCGCUGGCUGGAUUACAUCCUGCUUGUUCUGCCUAGACUCCGGUGGCGAUGAUGAAAGCGCCCGUCAUCAGCAAGCCAUGAAGCAGAAAGGCUCCGAGAGAGAGAUGCAAAUAUGUCACUCCCAGCCUCAUCUUGUUCCUCCAAUGAGGCUAGUUGUCUAUGAUGACCUGCCUAGCCCCGGACCACCUCCACGAACCUCAUCGUUUCCCACAUGGGUGAUGGAGGAAAGUAGAACCCUCGCAGCGCGAGCCUCCAACCGGGCCAGCAUGUCUCUCAAGCGAAAGUCAACCAUUCCAGUGCGCAUCAGCGCACCAACUGACUUCAGACGAGUCACUACGUUGACCACAAUACCUACAAUGCCAACCGAAUUCUGCCCUCUGGAGCUGAGCUUCGAGAGCCCAGCCAACCCCUUGCCGGAUCUCCCUAAAUUUAAUGACUUCAAACUUGAUGACCAAACACAACCUCUAACCCGUCCACCCAAAACCUUCUCGUUUAUGACUGAUUUCUCCUGCCAAUCCCAUUCUCGAGGUCAUCGGCCUGCGUCUUCUUUCAACCUGCCUCGAAAGCCUGUUGGAUCCGGGUCCCGUCGGUCGUCAUUAGCAACUGUGGAGCUACUGAUGGAGAAACAAGCCCCCGUCAGCCAUCCUCUAAUCCCUUAUUUCUCGACACUUCUUUCUACCCCCUCUGUGGCCACUGGUCUGGCCUCUGGCGCUCUUUCUUCUCCUCCCACUUUGCCGGAUUCCUUCGUGGGUAGCGGGACUCAGUCCAAGAAUGAGCGCCGUCCUGAACCAACUUAUGCUCCCGCAUCAACCACUGCAAAGACAAGACAAGAGAAGGCCUUGCCCUCAAUCCCCUCCAAGGGGUCUCCUUCGUACGGUAGCAGCCCGUACGAUCCUCCCGCAACACCAGUGGAUAGUUGUCCCCACGAUCCACUGCUCAACUCAUCGCCAUCUCGUUCCAACCGUGUCACGCAAUGGCUCCUGCAAACCAGCAGCGCCAAGGUGACCAGCCCCCCCUCAAGUCCAUGGAAAGGCAGCUUCAGUGACAAAUUUUCCUUCCGCAUCCGCACCCGUACGCUAAGCGGAUCAACCCUCGCCCCAUCCGUCACCAGCAUGGCUCCAGGUCCCAAAAGCACCCAUCCACUAUCAAGCAUCACAACGGCGGCAACAGCAGCCGCUCAAACCUCUACUCUCGAUUCCCGAACGGAAAAGGAGCUGGAGCUGCCCAUUUCGCGUCCUUAUACUUCCAGACAGACCAUGUCCGAGGACCGCACCCAUCCUACUAUAUACGAGGGCCAACAGCAUAAAACACACUACGAAGGUCUCGAGUAUACUUCCUACAGUUAUCAACGCCACUCUGCCAUCGGCGUAGCUUAUUGA